This is a messenger RNA of Symbiodinium pilosum, 1179 nucleotides long. Lineage: Eukaryota; Dinophyceae; Suessiales; Symbiodiniaceae. The record is from the annotation of a GenBank genome assembly.
AUGUAUGCCAUGGAGACAGUGCGGGCUGUUCAGAAAGACUUCUGCCGUGGUGUGCAAGAGGACUCCAUGCUUGAUUCCAUGAUGAUCGAGAUGGGGGAGGACAGCUUCAUGACCAACCUUGUCCACGAGAAGUAUCAAACUGGCGGGGGCAUUCGGUUCCUUCCUCAUUGUUGGGCCACGUCCUUCAUGCCGGAGACAUGGAAUGAGUAUUUGGCUCAGCAGUGCCGGUGGAAGCGGUCUCACAUGGGAAAUCGAGUGAGUGUGCUCUUCAACAAGCCUGAUGCCUGGCUUUGGAAACCGUCCCGCUGGAUCUUCUGGCCCAUCUACGUCGCUUCGUUCCUUUGGACGCCCUUCCUGGCCCCGGCGACGCUGACCUUGUGGUUCUCCUUCCUCGCAGGCCGCGUGCUGGAGCGCUUCUUCGAGUUGGAGGACAUGACAUGCUCUGCUUUUCCGUGGGUUUCCUUCGGGGCUCCAGCGCGUCAGAGCAUCCCAGCGCUGAUUCAUGGACUGCUGUGGAUAGUCCUGACUUUCUACGCUUUCGCCUCCGCCGGCUGCUCCGUGGCUCAGCGGCGCUGGCUUCACACCGCAGGCACUGCCUUCUUCAUGCUCCUUGGGGCCUCGCAGCUGGCCGUGCUACUUGUGGGCUAUGGCGCAUGGAAGAACCCUUUGUUCUGGGGCUCGACUUUGGGGCUGUGUCUGCUCAUGAUGGCAGCACAGGUGCCCCACGGCCUUCGCAGGAUGUGGGCGGGGCUCUUGAUCUUUGUGGUUCCUCUCACCACGUUCAUCGAGAACUUGCAGCAGCCAAUUGUAGCAGUGGCCAAUGCUGAUGGACUGGGUGCCAAGUGGGGCACGCGCGGGAAAGCCUCCAAGGGCAAGCAAGUACGACGCUGCUGCUUCGGCAGCUCGAAAGGGGACUCCGAAGAAGAGAGCCAGCAACAUUAUGCUCGAGAGAUCCGUCUCUGGAGCCGGCGUGUCUUGCUGCCGACAUGGUUGGCCGCCAACUACGGACUGGGAGAGUGGGUCUUCUCCAUGGACUACGUGGACACAGUUGCUAUCGUCUUGUCCCUGAUGAUGGCAGGCUUCAUGCUCUUCCACCUUUGCCUGGGAUUGUUGUACAGCUUCUGGCUGGCCAUCAAUGUACGCCGGCGCGCGAGCGGGAGUCAGAUGUGCCUGGCGUAG